UAUUUUUACUUUUGUAUAUAUAUUGUUUUUAAAAAAAAGAAAAAAAUUUACCUUCCCGCAACCGCCCGCAACCGCAAACGCUAGCUGGAGCCAGCCUUUGAAUUUAUGAGAUUCGGAGCGGUUUGAAGCGGUUUAGAGUGAUUUGAUUGAUUGUUGCAAACCGCCGACAACCGCUACCAACCGUAAAAGCUGCGUUUGCGGGUGGUAGCGGAAAAACCAGUCACCCCCUAAGACUAGAAGUUACCAACCGUAAUUUUAUCUUUAUUUUGGUUCAGGCAGAAUAAUAAAACAUAUGAAUUUCCAACGGAGUUUUGGACAAAAUUAAAUACGUAGGAUGUUUUCAACAAAAUCUUGACUAAACACCGAUAAAAAAAUUUCGUCAAAAAUCCAUCGAUUUGUUUUCACAAAUUCCUGAUAAAAUUUGAAAUAUAUCCAUCAGAUAUUAGAAUUCUUAUAGAUUCCUGACGAAAUAAAUACAUAUUUAUUUUCAAAUAUACCCAUCAAGAAUUCUGUUAGAAAUUUCUUAAAAAAUCAUAACAAAAUUAAAUAAAUAUUUAUUUUUAAAUAUAUCCGUCUGAAAUCUGUCAGAAAUUCUCAACGGAUUCCUAAAAAAAUAUUAAAUAUUUAUUUUUAAUAAAUCCUUCGAGAACAUUUCAGGAAUUCCUAACGGUUUUCUAACAAAAUUAAAUAAAUAUAUAUUUUUAAUAUAUUUAUCAGAAAUUCUAGAAAGUUUCUCAAAUAAAUUAAAUAAAUAUAAAUUUUAUAUAAAUCCUUCACGAAUUUCCUAUGGAAGUAAUAAAAAUUGAUUUAUGUCAGAAAUCCGUUGGGAAUUCUUCAUAGAUUUUCUAAAGGAUACCAAUUUAGGGUCUUAAAUGUAUAGAAUUUAGGGUUUACGGUUUCAAAAAGAUUAAAGGGUCAUAUAAUAAAUAUAAAAAGAAUGUUGGGCACCAUAAACACUUAAUAUUGGAAACUAAUUACAUCACCUUAGGGUAAUUUGAAUGAAUUACAAAAAUUCAAAUUAAUGAUAUGUAUACUUAUACAUAUGAUAAACCAAAUCGAUAGAUAAUUUUCUUAAAAUAGUAUAAUUGUUUUGGAUAGUGUGUGAGAAUGAUAAACCUUUCUUUAUCAGAUGUAUAACAUAAUCAGAUAUCGUCAAUAUUUUUUUCUUUUAUUAUUCAUAACCGGAACGACAAUCCGUUUGACAAUUUUUAUGGAAUUUUCAAGUCUGUCAGAAGUCCGCCGGGAAUCUUCUACAAAAUUUUGACGUAUGAAAAUACAUUCAAAUUCUUUUUGACAAAUUUUUGAUGGAAAAUUAUUUUUGCAUCGAUUCAUGAUACCUUAUUGGAAAGCCAAACUCUUAAAAAAUCCAAUAAAUAUACUGAAAAAUUCUCGACGGAUAGGAUAUUAUGUGGGAAAUCCAAAAUAAACUUGGAAACUUGACCGCCAAAUUUAUGGAUUACCACACAAAAAAAACAACGGAUUCCUGAUGAAUUUUUGUCGCAAAUUAUUAAUACAUAUUUGCCAAACACUUAUUCUUUUCCACUAGACUCUCCUCUCCCUAAAAGCACAAAACUCUUAUCUCUCGUCUUUUUCUCUCAAAAUCGUCUCCCUCUCUCCUAAAAUCACCACCAAAUCAUGAAAGUUUCCAUUUUAAAUGAGACUGUUUGAUUAAAACCUGUUAUGUUGUUGGUUUUAGUUGUUUGGAAUUUAAGGAUUUUGAAUAUAAAAUUAAAUUCGAAUGGUAGUUUAAGGAUUUUAAUGUUUGUAUUAGGUUAUGUUAGUUUUAGGAAUAAUCUUUGUUUUUAUCAAAUUUUUGAAUCUUUUUCUUAUGAAAAACUGAUUUCUAUUUUAAAUUAAUUGUAUUAUUUUAAAAAAAAAAUUUUUUUUUUGUUUUUAGCCACAUGAAAAAACAUUUUUACAAUUUGUUUUUCAAAAAUUCAGUUUUUUACAAAUUUUUAACAAAUGUUAUGGAUUUGGAUAUUAGUUUUAAAUAUUUGGAUGUUAGUUUUAGAAUUUAAUGUUAAAUUUAGGAUUUAAAUGCUAAUUUUAAGAUUUUAGAUGCUUGUUUUAAGUAUAUUUUUUUGUGUUUAUGAAAUUUUAAAAACGUUUUUAUAUGUAAGACCUGUUUUGAAUUUUAAAUUAAUAAUAUUAUUUUAAAAUAAUUUUUAAAACAAGUUUCUGUCUUACAAAUUUAUAAACGUUUUUAACAACAUUUUCAAUAAAUAAAAUAGUUUUUAAUUUUUUAGUAAUUUGUUUAUCCAAAUUUUCAAUAUUUAAAUAAUUAUUUCUUUUUAUUCAAGCAAUAUAUAUAUAUAUAUAUAUAUACUAAUUUUUGAUUAAAAAUAUUGUAAUUUGAAAAACGUUUUAAUUUUUUUAAUACUUUCUAUAAUUUUAAAGUUUAUUACUUUAAAAUUUGUAAGCCUUAGAUAUGAUUUGUCAGUUUAGGUUUUAGAUUGGGUAUUUAAAUUAUAAUUUUUUUGUAUACUUAAACUUUUUUUUAUCAUAAAUACCAUUUUUCAUUUUUAAAAUUAUUAAAAAUAUAAUUUUUUUAAAAUAAUUUUAGAAAUUGAAAGAAUUUGAUUUUUGAUGAAUUUCUGAUAGACAAUUCCUUACGUAAACGUUUCCAGAAAAUUUCUGGUGGAACUUGUUUGUUGGAAAUUUGUCGAUACAAAUAUUCUUGAUAAACAAUAUUUGUUGGAAAUUUAUGUUGAGAAUCCAUCGAGAAUGUUUCAAUAAUUAUCUAUAAAUUUUUUCCCUGAUGAGAUAGAUCUAAUGAAAUGUAUUACUCUGAAAUUGGUCGAAUUGUUUUUUCCGACAAAAUUCCAACAAAGACGUUAUCAAAAAUAUGAGUUUUUCCUGUAAAAAAAUACUUAAAUAUUUUAAACAGAUUAUACAUUUUUACAACUGAUGAAAAAUGUAUACAAAGAACCUUAUGUCGAGAAUUCAACUGCUUAAGUAUUUAUUCCAAAACAUUGCAUUUACAGAUACUACAUAUAAAAUCUAUAUCUUAUAGAAAGAAAAACUUUCUGUAAUAAUUUUCUAAACAAUAGCGAAAGUAAAAUAGUAAAAAAAUAAUAUAUUCUGAGUUAUAUAACAAAUAUCAUACUAAGUUAAGGACAAAAUAGUCAAAAUACAUCAAAAGUUCAAAACUAGCAAAGUAAUAAGCUUGGUUUUCUCAAUUUCUUAAAAAAUAUUCGUGAAGCUUUAAUAUUAUUUAAUUUUGUUUUAGGUUGGAAUGAUGAGCAAUAAAUAUUUUUCAUUUCAAUUGUAAAUUCAAAAAAUAAUAUAAAACAAUUAAAAUUUAAUAUAAAUUUCGAUAAUGUUUUGUCGAUAAUACAAAUAACUUAAAUAGAUUUGAACAACUAAAUCGAUCAUAUUUGAUCUUUUUUUAAUGCCUAUAUUGAAUGCUAAAUAGCAAUUCAGUAGAUUUGAUACCAAACCAAAACAGAAUAAAAACAGAAAAACACACAACACCUCAGCCUUACAUUCCAACAAAGACGUCUGUCAAAAAUAUGAUAUUUUUUUAUGACCAUGGUAUCCGGAUGCCUCCGAGAGAGACCUAACUAGCGCCUAAUGACCGUCCACCGGAAAUGUGGGCUUAGCCCACCGGGAAACCCGCCGAAGUCAUCCAGGGGGGCUUGUGAUCACCCCAUAUUAAUCCAUCAAGGACUACAUGGAGCUUGGACAUGGGCUUCUCCGUAUUGGGUCCAAAUGUUGCUCAAGAUAAUCACCACAAAUCCACCAGCAACUGCGUUUCGAACCAUGCACCUGUAGGGUAAGACCCUAAAAUAUGGUCCACCCGCUUGCCACUAGACCACUAACACAUGGUUCAGAAAUAUGAUUUUUUUUUUAAAGAGAUACUUAAAUGUUUUAAUCUGAAACAGGUUAUACAUUCUUGCAACUGAUGGAAAAUUAUACAAAAAAUCUUAUACCGAGAAUUCAACUGCUUAAAUAUUCAUUCCAAAACAUUGCAUUUACAAAUACUACGUAUAAAUAGAACGAAAAACUUUAUGUAAUAAUUUACUAAAAAAUAGCUAAACUAAAAUAGUAAAAAAAUAUAUUAUGAGUUAUCUAACAAAUAUCAUACAAAGUUAAGGAAAAAAAUAGUCAAAAGACAUCAAAAGUUCAAAACUAGCAAAGUAAUGCUAUUUUGGUAUUCUUAAUUUUUUUUUCAAAAAAAAUAUUCGUGAACCUUUAAUAUUAAUUAGUUUUGUUUUAGGUUGGACUAGGUUGUUACUUGUCAUUUCAAUUGUAAAUUUGAAAAAAUAUAAAACCAAUUAAAAUUUGUAUAAAUUCUGAUAAUGUUUUGUCGAUAGUACAAAAAAAAAUUAAUAGACUCAAACAACGCGGGACAAAAAAAAGAUUCGAACAACUAUAUUGAUCAUAUUUAAUCUUUUUCUUCAACGUCUGCAUUGAAUUCUAAAUAAGCAAAUCAGUAGAGUUUGAUACCUAACAAAAACAGAAUAAAAAAAAAAAGAAAGAAAAAACACACAACACCUCAGCCUUAAGAUAAGGCCUAUGAACUAUUAAUCAAAUUCUCUGAAAAUCCGAUUGUGAAGUCAUGCUGGUCUCCUAGAGUGAGGUAAGAUUGAAAACGAUCAUCUCACAGCACACUCUUGGAAAUCCCUCGAGAAAUAUGAAUUGAGGUAGAUUACUCUGACUCGAAAGUGGCUUAACAGAAAGCCGAACAUAGCACACCAAUCCAUUGCAGCAACAAACUAUAGCAUGGCCAAUCAAAAGUUUUUAUUCACCGCUUCGACAAUCUCCUGGAAGUCUGUCCCAAUCAUUAUAUCUCAGGUCCUUCAUACUUUGUAGAGUCCAUUUCAAGCACCUCAACUCUGCUGUGUAUCUAUUUGGAGAGAAGCUAAAGGCAUUUCUCGCAUGAUGUAGUACCUCACCUCUGUAGUCCCUUGUUGUGAAGGUGAUAUACUAUGGAUUUUACCACUUUUUAUGCCACAGUAUAUUUUUUAUUGAGAUUAUUUAUGUUAUGUUUGGAGUAUAUUUUAGAAUCUUUACAGAUUUAGAUACGUUCUGGAACACAUUGUAGGGUUCAUGAAGCUAAAUGGAGCUUAAAGGGAGCAAAACCUGUAGCUGAGCAAAUGAAGAGGAAACAAAGUCGACGUACAGAGGAAGUGUCGGUCGACACUCACCCUUGAUGUCGAUUGACACUCACGUGAGAAGGCCUUGCCGAGGAUCAAGAAUUGGGUCCAGAAGUUUUCACAAAAUUACAAGAAUGCCCCUGGCAAAUUUUAAUCAAUAUAUAUAUAAUUAUGCCAGUGUUGAGGCAACAAAGAUAGAUUUGACUUUAUUAGUUUUAGAAGCUUUUUAAGGUUUGGAGAGAAGGUCCAAGAACUCUUUCAAAGUAUUGUAUUGGAACUCCGAUUUUUCUAUCUCUAAUCUAAUUAUGCUGUUCAUUUUGUUUAUCAUUUUGUCUUGCUUGAUUAUGUUGAGUAGAAUUCUUGUUAUACUUAGGGUUUAAUAUGGUUAUGAAGAAUUAUUAAUUUAGAACUAACGUGAUUAAUUGAAAUCUUUCAUAGAGUUAGAUCUUAUUGCAUGCAUUCUAAAGUAGCUAACUAGAAUCUUGAUCUUAUGAUUGACAACUGCGACAGUAGGUUCAUACCUGAAUAUAAUUAUGUUGAGCUAAGUUAUUAUGCGCAGUGACACACUGGUUUAGUGCUCGACUUAGAGAACUUAUCGAUCUGAUCAUUAACGCCUGUUUGGAAGCGUAUCGAUUGACACUCUAUAGGUGUAUCGAUCGACACUCAUUCUGUAUCGCAUAUGAAAGUAUGGUACAUAUUCAAACAUGUAGACUUACAGUGAGAGCUGGAGAUCUUAUAUUUGCAUUUGAGUCCUAGCAUUUAUUAUCACAUGUUCUUAGCAUUCAUAUCUAAUUUGGAUUACCUAAACCUGAAAGUCUAGCUUUUGUCUUAUCUGUUUACAAAACACAACUAUCUUAUCUACUGUCUUAUUAAUCAUUUAUUGUGUGUCCACGCUCCCUAUGGAUUCAAUCCCUAAGUACUACAAUUGAACUUCUUAUUUGAUAGAAUAAAGUUAGUUCUAGAAUAAUUUGAGCUAGUAUCAGAAGGACACACCACUAUGCAGUGAGGAAUUCCUCCACUUCUCAUGAAUGUUGCACUUAACAUAACCAUGAAUCGGUGGCUCCUACUUCUUUUAUCUUCCAAAAGACCGUUAUCAACUUCAUUGCUUCUUUGAUACACUUUGAGUUCAUUCAAGAUACGGGUUUCCUCACAAGCCUUCUGUAUUUGGUCAGAAAUUGAAUCUUGUACACUGCAUACAAAAUUGCAUUUCGUUUUUUUCAAAUCAACCACAGAACCUAAGGAAUCGAUCUUCUGCUCGCUAUAUGUACAGUUUCCUCCGGCAUCAUCUGUAGAGAGGCUGUUAAAAUCUCCACCAGGUUAUGAUUCAUCGGAGGAGGGAGAUUUAGAAAACCAGCCAACACCCAAGCAUCCUUUGCAACCGGAUAGAGAAACAUAACAUGAGCAAUUGAUUAUGUUCCUUCCGUACACAGCUUGCAUCUAAUGUCCAUGGGCAUUACACGUGAAGUUAAUCUCUCUGCUAUAUAGCAAGUGCACCUGAAGAAACACGCCCCAAAAAGCUACAAAUCUUAGGAAUUGUUCAUAUUUCGCUUUAGCUCCAAAAGCCCUUGUUCCCGUGAUCCUUCUGCAGUGCUUGAGAUUCUUUAGCUUUUGUCGCAAGCAAGUACCCACUCUUCAGUGUAUAUGAUCCAUAAACGGUUAAAGCCCGAAUAUUCCUAUCCAAAACAUCCCCAACUGAUAGUUGUAUGAUGUGCUUUACCUCAUUCUCCGAAAAGAGAUUAUGAAGGUAUGCUAUAACCCAUUGGCCAUCAGUUCCUAUUAAUGUUGAAACCUUAAGAUUCUCAUCAGUCGUGCUGUUUAUAUUCACUGGUCUUUAAGGUAGAUCAUCCAUGAUCUAUUUCUCUAUCCAUACAUGAGUCGACUUCUCAUCUCCAAUGGACUUAAUUAGACCCUUGCUAAGCAAAUCUUGACCAAAAAAAGAUUUUUCUUUCAGGCAUAAGAAGGUGUGUACCCUUUCCCACACUCCAUAAAACUUUUGUUAGCAAAGUACUUUACUUCAUUCAGUAACCUCCAAGCUUGUUUAGACAAUAAGGCUUGAUUGAAAUCUUUGACAUCCGGGAAGUCCAACUCACCAUUUGCUUUGAGACAGCUUAUUCCAGCAAUUUCAUAAGCUAUCAAGAGAUUAUCGGAUAUAAGGCGACCGGGGAAAAAGUCAUCAUGAGCAGUAGAAACCACGUGUGGCAAUAGAUUCUUCAGUCGGCUGCAGAGAAUUUUGAAGAUGAUUUUGUACACCAACAAACAUAGACUGAUAGGCAGUAUAUAUUUCCUCUAGUUAAGAUUAGAAGCUUUCGGCAAUAGGAAAAUCUUUGUGAAGUUCCAAUUAGAUGGAAUGGAGCCUGACUCAAAAAAAUUUUGAACCUCAUGUGUAACUUGAUGACCCUUGAUAGUCCAAAACCUUUGAAAAAGUGACCUGUCAUCCUGGUGUACCGUCACUUUUGAUCGGUUUAACUUCUCUUUUUAUUUCCGAGUCCGAAACAGGUUUAAUAAAACCUUUUUCAUUCUCUCAGUGAUCGGUCCAUCCCAUUUUAUAACUCUUGAAGGAUCAGAUGUUCCCGUUGACCGGAACAAGUCAGUGAAAUACUUGACUAUGAUCUCCCCAUUCUUCUCAUCGGAAAAGUGUUCCAUGCCUGAUUCAUUCACUAGGGAAUGAAACAUGUUUUUCAUCUUCCUUGAUUACUCCCAGCCAUGGAAGAUCUUUAUGUUUUUUUCAUCAACAUGUAACCAAGAGUUCUUACACUUCUAUUUCCAAAAAGCCUCUUCCUCGUUAAAAGCUGUCUCCAAAUCUGUCUGAAGUAUCAGUAACCUGUUUAAGUUCGGUCACUGCUUACUUUCCUCAAGCUCUAACUCUCACUGUAAUCUCUUAAUGUUAGAGUCAGCGUUUACAUUCGAGCCUCUCCUGUCUACAAGACUUGAUUCUUUUUUAUGCCGUUUCUUGACAAGUAGGAAAGUUUGAACACCAGACCUUCUGAAUCACAUCAGUAAUAUCUAGUUUUUUUUUUUACUCUAGCGUUUGUCAAAAAUGAAACCCCAUGUCCGUCUUUGCCCAAAAUGUGUCAAACUCGUUACUAGUGGCCUAUGAUCCGAACCCAAUCUAUACAAAUACCUAGAAUGCGAGCUCGGGAAUAGCCUAAACCAUUCAGCAUUUUCAAAAGCUUUGUCCAGUCUACACUGGAUCCAGACCUUCUCUUUAAUAUCAUUACUCGAGAUAUCUCUGACUUCCGCCCAUGACAGAGGAUUUCCAAAACUUGGAAUUUCUUUUAAAUGACACUCUUUCCAAUGCUUUGAAAUAAAAAAGAACUCUAAUGUAUUCUUGGUCCUCCUACUUUUCAGAACUAUUCAUGAGCUCAUAAAAAUCUCCCACCAGAAACCAGCCAUCAUUCCUAUUCAAAUCAAUAUUCUUUAAAGAAUUUCAAACCAGAGACCUUCGUUUCCGGACAGGAUCCCCAUAGACAAUGGAAAUAUAGAAUAACAGUGAACCUAACUUCACCUUUGUAUCAAUUAUCCUGUCUAAUGCUGGUAGAAUAUUAACUUCUUAAUUACUUUUCCAAAACAGAGCUAAACCUCCACUCAGCCCCCCCUGGGUUUACCCGAUAAAAAUUGUUGGACUCAAAUUCUUGCGAGGUACAAUAACAGCAUAGGCCCAUUUUCUUUAUCUACCCCGAGCUCGUUUAGUCGGUUAGGGUUUGACACCGAGCUCGAGGCAGAAGGAUAUUCCUAGGAAUCAACAAGGGGAACGAUUCAGAGAUCUUCGAAUCAACAACCAAUCAGGAAGAAGAUCACGGAAACAAAUGAGGGAGAGAGUGGGUAUAAAAAGGAGAGAAGAAAAGACACACGCAAAAUCCUAAAGAUUAUACACAAACACUCAACUUCGACUUCUAUCUCAUUCUCUUUGUAGUCCGUUUUAGAUCUUGUUCAUUGUUUCAAUCAUUUUUUGUAAACAUUUGUUAUAUUUCCAUUACUUCAUAAUAAUUCCAUUUUUGUCAACCGGAAUCUGAUUACAUCAUAUUGUUAUGGAGAUAUUGUUGCCUACGUUAUUUUUUUUUCAAUCUUUACAAACUUUCAUCUACUUUUUGCGGUUUCAACUAUUUUCUAAGUUAGCUAGAAUGUACAUUUUUUCAAUUAUCAUAUCCGAAAAUCUAGUUUAAAACAGGUAUAACACCAUUUGUAGACAGAGUCACUCAUUCAUAAAAUAAGAAUCGUCAAUGAGCAUAAAUAAAUAAAUAAAAUCAGUACCUUCAAAGAAACAACCACGGCAUCAGUAUCACCUGUAUAGCCAACCAUAUCUCCAUUUGUCAAGUUAACUCGCACCUGGAAGUCAAUAUUAAGUAAGAAAAACUGUUUUGUUUUGGUGAUGAGAACAAGUGAAUAUGAGAAAGAAGUACACAGUUUGAGAUGGACUUUUGAAAGAAGGAUUUCGAUCAGAUACGUGUUAGGAGAUCAUAUAUGAAGUUAUUAUUAAUAAAGGACAUGUUAAGGAAGCUACAUAAACUGACGUCACUGUCAUCAGAGUUAUAACCUUAUGGUGGCGAGCUUUGCUUCCUACACAAGUAUCAGCAGCAGCUCAAAUCUGUGCUAUGUCAAACCUAGAAAAUAUUGUGCUAAAGCUGGGGGUUUACUAAAUGAAUUACCGAUUAACUAGAGAGUUUAAUAUCACGUACGAUGUCUAUGGAAAGUUGUUACUUCAAGCAAGCCACAUAAAGUGAAGGCUCAUUAAUCGAACUUAAAAUCCUACAGCCUUUGAAUAUGCAAAAAAUUCAAAAAAAAACUGUAUUUGCUAGUUUGCUACAGCAACUUCAAGAUAUUGUGAGAGGUUCACACGUGCUCUGAUCUAACUUAAAUUUGGUCUUGUUCUCCAACAAUCUGAGCAUCCCAACCACCAGUGCCCGUGCGAAGAGUUUUAAGGGCCUAAGGCAAAUUUUAAAAAUAAACUUAUUACAACUAUAAUAAAAACAAUUUUGCAAUAUGAUAUAUCGUUUUUACUAAAUAUACAAAUCUAAUACUGUAAAAGUAUAAGUUUAUGCUAUAUUAUGUCAUAUAAAAAAAAAUACAUGAAUUCAGAAGGUUAAUUAGUCUACUAUGUGGAAAGGGUUUCUAAAAAAAUAAGUCUAAAUCAUUAGAUUAUAAAUUAUUUUAAAUUUUGGGGUCCUAAAAAAAUUCAUAUUAAUUGGGGGCCUAAAGCGAAUGCCUUUUUCAAUACACUGUAGGCAUGCCUCUGCCAACCACGUUUCACAACACCCAAUCGUUCUCGUAUCGAUCCAAAGUCACAUACAUACGACUUCCACAAGAUGCAAUCUGAGUAUCCACACCAUUCUCACGCAACUUAACGAGGUCGGCUUCAAGAGUCUCCACAAAUGAAUCUUUUAUUUCCCUGAAAGUCAGAUUCUUUGUUAGACAAUGUAGGUUAUUUAUGUUCACGGCUUAGGUCAAACCUUUGUUUUUGUGUUCAAGUCAUGUACUUUAUCGUAUUUAAUAUGGAUGAUUCAGGUAUUGAUAUUCAUGAAUCAUGAUGUAACGAAUACAAAAUCAUAAGCGUCAGUGUUCUAAAGGUGCCUUUUUGUUGCAGUAAAUGUGUAGAGAACGAUACAACCGAAACAAAACGCUCGAGAUCAUAUUAACCACACAAAGAUUUCAUCAAAGUCUAAAGAUCACUCAAAGAUCUUAAGUUUUUUAUGAUGUCGAGUUAAAGGAUGAUUAACAAAGUGAAAUUUGACUCAUCACCGGAUUUGAUUUAAUCAAACGCACAAGAGAGACUGAUUAAAUAUAGCCCAAUCAAUAUUUUUAAAACAGGAUCAUUUCUGAUUUAUAGCCUUAGUGAAAAAUACAAUUUUGCCAAAAAUACAUUUACUUUUAUAAGGGAUUACUAAAAUUUAUUAAUGGCCUUUAAAUUUUGGGCCUAAAAAUACACCUAAAUGUAUCAAUAAAUAUUGGGCCUACAUAUAUUUAUAAGAUAUGCUAAUUUUAAAUUUAAAUAUUGAACCUACAUAUAUUAUGAACCAUAUAUAAGUAACAAAUAUAAUAACAAACAAAAUAUUAUUUUCUUAAAUCUAUAAUUCAAUAUUCAAAAUAGAGCAUUUAAAUAUUAUGCAUAUUUUUAAUACAAACCAAAACCAUAUAUCCUACAUCAUAUAUCUUAUACAUAUUUGAAUAUUAUUUUUCGUGUAUAAUAUUAUUUAAUAAAGAAAAUGAGUAUAUACACAACUAAAAAAAUAUGUUGUUUACUAUGUCAUUUGGUACCAGAUAUUGAUAAGACAAAUACAAAUGGUUAAGAAUAUUUUAAAAGUUAUCAUAAAUUAAAUUUUAAUUCUAAAAUAAAAAAUACAAAAUUAUAAUAGGUUAAAAUUAUAACAAGUUUAUGUAAUAUUAAAUAGUAUAUGAGUAAUUUAUUAAAAAAAAAAAUUAAGGACAUUAUGAGAUAAUUUGUGUUCUUAUCGGAUCAAUGGUAUCAAGUAGCGGGUUAAUAACGAGUUUUAUUUUUUUACCAAAUUUUUUUGGAUUUUAACUAGCAAUUUUUUUAUUAAAUCCUAACCGGAUCAUAUACAUGGUACUGAAUCUACCGGUUCGACCACGGAUCUAGAUCAAAUAUGCAAACAGUUCAUAUAACUCAAAAAUUAUUAUAUAACACCUUUUAAAUUAUUAUUUUUUAAUAAAAAGUUAAAAAUUCAUACAAAUUUGAUCAAAAUGGUUCAACAAAAAAGUAGUUUUGCUUUCAAAAAUAGUAAUAACUUCUAAAUCGAAUAGGGAUAAAAAAAUAGUGUAGAUUGAUGGUUCGAACUAUAAUUCAAAUAUAUGAUAAAGAAAAUUCAUUUUCAGUUUCAAAUCGACUAUAUAUAUACUCAUAUCCUUUCUACAUUGUAAUGAAAACACAUUUUUUCAAUAUAGAAAUCUAUAUAUCAAAAUCAAACAUAUCAUUUUUAAAUUUAUUUCGAACAAAUAUCAUAUUUUGAACAGAUGAUAAAAACAUAAAAAACUCAAUUGUUAUGAUUUGAAACAAAAAUGACAGUUUGUAAAUCAGUUUUGGAUAAAUAAAUGAAAAAACAAGCAUGCAUUUUGGUCAAAAUUAAAUUUGUAUUAUAUUUCUAAAAUAAAAAGAUUAAAAUAAAUAAGAAAAUAGUAGUAGCUGCCAAAACGAAAAAGAAUUUUUUUUAAUAUUGUAAACGCCAUCAGCAAAACAAUAAACCCUAAAUCUUAACAUACUAAACCUUAAACCCUUGGCUAAAUCUUAAACCUUAAAUCAUAAACACUAAACACUAAAUUCUAAACACUAAACCCCCAAACAUCGUGAGUAAAACUCUAAACUCUAAGUUCUGGAGUUUAGAAUUUAUCCAAUGGUUUUGGGUUUACACAAAAGUUUAGAAUUUAAGAUUUAGUUUAUGAUUUAGGGUUUAAUUUUGCUGACAGAGUUAACAAUGUUAAAAAAAAAAUUUGGCAGUUAAUACUAUUUUUCUUUAUUUUACUUUUUUACUUUAAAAAUAUAAUACGAUUUGAUAAAUUUUUAUUAUUUUAUUUUUUCAAAAGUUAAAUAUGAGAUAACAAACUAUUAUUGAUCGGUGAACCCAAAAAAAACUCCUUGGUGAUUGUGUUUUGGAUCCGAUUUUUGAGGGUCCUAUCCCCUGACCCAACGCAUUAUGUUUGUCUUUCUUUUCCUCCCAUCGUUCGUUUUUUCUCGGUUAUAUUUUAACGGAUAACAACUUCUUUUAACCAAAAUUAUUUUUUUGAACAAACCAAAAAAAAACAUUUGAACAAAUCCUUUUUUCUUUCAUAACUCCAUUCUAUACAUUGCUGGUCAUAUGCUUGAUCUUUGUACAUAAUUGGAUCUAUUACAAUUCAGCCAAGAAUUGAUAUCGAUCUCCAUGCAUUGCAUUAGCCAUGUGAUAUGUAAUGUUCAAUGAAUCUUUAUAUUCAACUUAUUGCAUGAAAAAAAAAACUUAUUGCAUGAGAUGUUGACGUUCUUGCCAUAUUUUUCUAUUCAAAUUUUAUGCGAAAAUGUUAUUACAUGAACCUCAUUAUAAUUGAAAUCUGUAAUAUCUAUCAGUGAAAAUUCUUAAUAUUGUUCGCCAAAAAUGCUGAUCCUAACACAUAAAUUUUUUUUCCAUAUCCCAAAAAUAUUCAAAUUAAUAUAACGUUUUCUACCGAAUUGUAUGAAGCCGUGAAAGUGUUUCGAGUUUUUUUUAGCAUUAAGGUUUGGUUUAAUGUACGAACCUUGUUUAGUUCUUUUGUUUCACCAUACUAUGACCUUUUGAAAGAAUAACAAGUUGUUGGAAUCUAAUGACAUAGUAUUGUUUGAUCGAGUUUCCUGGAAACUUUCACUUGUGGUUUUUGACCUGAUAUAAAACUCUUACAUGUCUUAAUCUUGUUAUAUGUUAUUGCUAAAUCUUCAUGAGUCCCACUUUGUCUUUUAAACUAGUUUUCUAUGUUUUCGAAGACGGCUAAAUAUUAUUAUUCAAAAGAAUUUUGUAUUCGAUGCUCUAGCCUGUAUAAUACAUGUUGAAGACAAAGUCAGGCAAUGACUUGAUCCAACGUAAAAGUAAACUACAAAAUCACGUCUUAAUAUCUCUAGGGAUGAUUAUGUUACAAGCUUGUUCAGCUCUUAUUUCCUAACUAUCUCUCUUUUGAGGAAAAAAAAAAUCACAGUUGUUGCUUAUAGAAACGUAUUUGUUGUGUCUUUGGCAGGAUAUAAAUUAAACUUAUAAUAAGAAAAAUGGGUACAUGUAUGUCAACACAUUCAAAAAGCAUUAGGCCAUGGAAGAGGAAAGGCCGUCGCAGAUUUUCCAAACACAUUUCUAAAGUCUCUGAUGUCAUCUCUCAUCCAAAGAUUAGACGGGCAAGUGAUGUCGGAAUCCAAGCCGCUUUCGAUGUUUAUCAAAAUGAUGCUUGGUAUGAUUCUUUAAGUAUGUUUUCGGACUCGGAUGAUGAAUUUAUCAGCCUACAUGAAGCUGAUAAUAUCUGGUCAGAGAAUGGUGAAGUGGUUCAGUUUGAGGCUUCUUCAUGCAUUGUUGAUGAAAAAGGAAAUUAUGAAGAAUACCAUAAGAGUUAUUUGAAGAUUGAUAGCGGUUGUAAAACCGAAAAGUUUAUGAGCAUAGGUUCAUACAAAGAUCUUAAUGGUUUAUCAGUUGUCACUGGAAACAACAAGAAGAAACUAUUGGAUCAUACUGUUGGAAGCUUCAAAAUUUCGAAGGAACAAAAACGCACCUCUCAAGAGAAAACAUUGAAACCUAGCUUGAGCCGGUUGAUACCAACGGUUAGUUUCAACGACAAGACUUUACACUCUCCCACAUCUCAGAAAAGAAAGUCUGCAGUUUACCGGCUUUCAUUCAAGAGGACAUCAUGCGAUGGUGAGGAAGUCGUCGAGCAUAGGUCGUCCAAGAGCUUCUUAUAUCGUCCAAAAGCAGGAUUCACGGUUCCUUGUUUAGCCAAAGAGAAACAACAAUCCUCAGGAACUUGGUGUGAGAUACCUCCUUCAAGUUUUAAACUACGUGGCGAAACAUAUUUCAAAGAUAAACGGAAGACACCAGCUCCAAACAAAUGUCCAUACACUCCUAUUGGUGUUGACCUGUUUGUGUGUCCAAAGAAGAUUGAUCAUAUAGCUCAAUACAUUGAGCUUCCCACCGUCAAAGCCGAGUCAAAGCUCCCUGCUCUUCUGAUUGUCAACAUUCAGUUGCCAACUUAUCCAGCCGCGAUGUUUCUUGGUGAUACUAAUGGAGAAGGUAUGAGUAUUGUACUUUACUUCAAAUUACGUGAUGAUUACGAGAAAGAAAUCUCCCAGCAAUGCCAAGAGAGCAUCAAGAAACUAGUGGAAGAUGAGAUGGAGAAAGUUAAAGGGUUUGCAAAAGACAACAUUGUUUCGUUCCGAGAAAGGCUUAAGAUCAUAGCAGGAUUAGUUAACCCUGAUGAUCUCAGUCUUAACUCCACUGAAAAGAAGCUUAUACAAGCUUACAAUGAAAAACCCGUCCUGUCACGCCCUCAACAUAACUUCUUCAAGGGUCCUAAUUACUUUGAGAUUGAUUUGGACGUUCAUCGGUUUAGUUUCAUAUCAAGAAAAGGGCUUGAAGCCUUUCGUGAUAGACUUAAAAAUGGAACUCUUGAUCUUGGCUUAACUAUCCAGGCUCAAAAACAGGAGGAGUUACCAGAAAAAGUCUUAUGUUGUAUAAGGCUGAGCAAGAUUGACUUCGUUGACCAUGGCCAGAUCCCAACGCUUUUAAUCCCUGAUAAAGGAGAAUCUCUUGAUUGAACCAGAAACAGUGUGAAUUGUUUUCACUGAAUUUGUUGUGCAGUGACGAGUUGUGUAACACUAAUAUAUAUUAUUAUCCAUUGAUAAUCACAAAUUGUAACACCUGAAUGUCUUCUUCUUGAGUUUGUCCUUUGUUGCGACCUGUUCUUGAAACUUUUUGCUGAUCUUUCUUUUUUCUGGCUGAUCUAUUAUUUAAUUUUGAGAUGA
Molecule: messenger RNA, 15552 nt
Organism: Brassica rapa (field mustard)
Lineage: Eukaryota; Viridiplantae; Streptophyta; Magnoliopsida; Brassicales; Brassicaceae
Source: RefSeq, a predicted model, not a curated record